AUGGAAAAUGACAAGGAAAACUACAACUCCAAUUUUUGUACUCAAUGUGGAGUUGAACUUGCUAUUGAUCCUCGAAUUCGAAGAUAUCAAAUGGGAUACAUUAAACUAGCAUGUCCAGUUGUUCAUAUUUGGCCCACAGCUAAAAAGCCAACUUUAUUGCGAUUUCAGGCUUUACGUCCAUCUAAGUAUGAAUCCUGGGCAGAAAAGAUUGCUUAUUAUCUCUCUUGGGAUUUUGGGCUAGUUCAAGAGCGAGAAAUUGCCACUGGAGUUGAUUUCAAGUACUCCGUAAUAAUAGGUAUUGAAGAAUCAAUACAUGAAAUUUUGAUGAAUCUGAAAGAAAUUGUACUUCGAAGUGAUGCGUAUGGAAUUCGAGAAGGAUCUAUCCAUGUUGUCGGACCAAAAAAAGUAACCGCUCAAGAUAUCAUGUUACCACCUUUUAUGAGAAUAAUCGAUACUACACAACAUAUAGCUAACAUAAACAAAUCAAUUACCUUAGAUAUAUCAUUACAAAUUGAAAAAGGUCGCAGAUAUAUUAUUCAAAAUCCAAAUAAUUACAAUCCUAAGGAUGAAAUUUUUGCUAUAGAUGCUGCCUUUGUCUUUCCUAUAGAUGCUGCCUUUGCCCCUGUUCAAAAUGUAAAUUACAGUAUUCACUCCUAUUGGAGCGAAAAUGAGACACAAGAAAUUCUAUUUCUUGAAAUAUGGACGAAUGGAGGAUUAGCUCCUAAAGAAGCACUUUACGAAGCUUCUCAGAAUUUGAUUGACUUUUUCCUUCCCUUUCUAAAUGCAAAGGAAGAGAACAACGAUGGAACAAACAGUCUAAGCGAUGAUAUUACUCCUUCCUUGCCUAUUUUGCAUAUAUCGACUGAUACGAAGAGAAUAGCUUUUGAUCAAAUGUAUAUUGACCAAUUAAACUUCUCUACUAGGGUAUAUAAUUGCCUCAAAAAGGCAAAUAUAAAUACAGUAUCAGACCUUUUGAAUUACAGUCGAGAAGAUUUAAUGAAAAUAAAACAUCUUGGGGAACAAUCUGUCAAAGAAAUCUUGGAAUUUAUACGAAAUAUUCAAAUUGAUUCACCGGGGAAUCCGGUUUAGAUUUCUAAGAGUUCUAUUCAAUCUCCCCAUUCAUUCCCUUCUUCUAAGUUCUUCUGGAAUAAAUCUUUGA
Messenger RNA from Cryptomeria japonica (Japanese cedar), 1159 nucleotides. Its product is annotated as DNA-directed RNA polymerase subunit alpha-like. Bases 1 to 1089 code for a protein of 362 amino acids. Gene Ontology annotation, biological process: DNA-templated transcription. The record is from RefSeq and is a predicted model, not a curated record. The transcript has 3 exons. NCBI's taxonomy places the organism in Eukaryota, Viridiplantae, Streptophyta, Pinopsida, Cupressales, Cupressaceae. Gene Ontology annotation, molecular function: DNA binding; DNA-directed RNA polymerase activity; protein dimerization activity.